AGGCGCGUUACUACGCGCUUUAUGUGUGGUGCCUUGGUGGCUUUUAUGCACAGCAAAUCCACAUAUGACCGAAAUGGAGAGCAUACCCAACUCUCGCGCAACCAGCGCCCAUGUAGCGCGAUUGGAUAGGACCCUGAAGGAUCUCCAGAAGAAGGUGAAAGAACAAGAAGAAGCACUGAAAAAGCUUCGUGCCGCUGGGAAACCAAUCCAAGAACAACCCGACAGCAACAAGGACAUUCAGUUGCUUCAGAUCAGCAAGAUAAAAUCUACAUUUGACGCCCUUACUCCUGUAGAACCAUAUGCCCCACUUCCUGAUUCACCACUACCAUCACUCCUUGCGCUCCGGACAACACACAGCACAACCAACGAGGCAAAAUCAGCCCUUGUCAUCACCAAAAAUGACCUCUCUCACGUGGAGGAUUUGCUGCGAAAGGAGACGGCCGAUUUGGAGGACGGAAGGCUUGUCGAGAAUGCCCUUCAAACCCGUAUAUCUGCCCUCGAGACUGCAAUAGAGAAACAUGUGCAGAAACCGAAGGCUCAGGUAGCAAAGGACAUGAUGCGAGGCCUAAAAAACAAGAAGGCACGCUACGACAUGGGCACGGUUAUGCUCGUUAAGUCAUUCAACGAAUUCAUUGACGAUCACUUAGCCGUAAUGCUUGCGGCCGAGGAGCUAGGUGGUCCUGUUGUUGGCGAGCUGCUCGACAUUGACGAAGCAAACCUGGAGGCUGGCUUCAAUGCGCAGGGAAAGGCCAGAAAGCCAAAGGACCCGUUGAGUGAAGUUGGACGCCAGAAGCGAAUUGACGAGAUCUGGAAGCCGCAGCCGGAACGAGAACGACGAGCCCAGGAGCCAUGGAAUGAAACGACGGCGGCAGCGGCGGAGAUGCGAGAGGUUACAGAGCAGCUGUUAAAUAAUUUGGUGGAGGCAGAUGGUGGGAUGAAUGGCGGGUACGUGGAACUGGACAGAGAAAGUGCGGCAGCAAGAUUUUUGGUCAGGUCUAGGGUGGCACAGUUUCAUCCAAAGGAUGCGAGACGUUUGCGAUUGAUUGAUUUUGGCAAAGAUUUGGUCAGCUGAAUGCUUCAAAGUUGGCCAUGCAUAAAAAUCCAAUUUAGAGCUAUGCAUGCCCCCAGGCGAUAGUUUGUUGCCAUAUUCUCUAUCGCUACCACGUUGGAGAAUGAAGAUUUGUACAAACAAUCGAUCGCCUGAGAUAUUGUCCUCCUAUAGCAUCAACAGUGAUGUCUCUAAUCUAUAUUACCGCCUCUCAGAGCCUCUAAUCUAUGUGGUCGUUUCUCAGUGCAAACAAAGCCUUCACCACCUCCUCGGUUUUGCUUCUUAUAGCAUCGUGGUACACGGCGUUUGUGAUAAACUGUUUGCAGUUCUUGAUCUUCGCCACUGUUUCUUGAACAAGCCCGAAAUCGACAUACAUGUCGUCGACGAACGUCGCCGCAUAAACCGGCACCUCAUUCCGAGCCAACUGCCAUUCAUCGUAUAAAACUGGCCACCCAUCAUAGUCGGCGAUGAGCUGCGCAACAUCCUUCAGCUUUGCAAGCUCUGGGUACGUCUCAAAUGUGAAGGGAUAGAUCAUCUCGCCCGAGAAAUGGAGUGGAUUUUGGCGCACUGUUGCGGGGCUUGACGGUGUGGAGAACAUCCAGUGGUACUCAGCGAGGGACUGUCCCACGCGGUAAGCGGCCCAGUCCGAAGCCCGACCUUCGCAAUAGAUCGAUUCGUGAAGGAUAGCAUAGAUAAUGUUGUCAUCGAAUCCAACGAGGCUUUCAACGAUUGAUAGAGUUGGGCGAGUGAAGAAGGUGAAUUGUGAAAGAUCCGAUCGCAUGCGCAUAAUGAUGCCAUGGAGGGUGUCCACGCCACCAUGGCCACCGAGGAGUAGUCCAAGCAUUAAGAAUCUCCGAACAGUUAAGGUGCCC
Messenger RNA from Pseudogymnoascus verrucosus, 1920 nucleotides. RefSeq lists its product as uncharacterized. The transcript is spliced from 2 exons. Bases 65 to 1072 code for a protein of 335 amino acids. Lineage: Eukaryota; Fungi; Ascomycota; Leotiomycetes; Thelebolales; Thelebolaceae. Gene Ontology annotation, biological process: mitotic sister chromatid segregation; kinetochore assembly. Gene Ontology annotation, cellular component: nucleus. The record is from RefSeq and is a predicted model, not a curated record.